GCUGGCGUCAAGUGGUUUGGAAUGCUUGUGGAGCUGGUUCCAUUGCUCUUCCAGUAUGCCAACCUGACCGUGACUCCCCGUUAUUACGAGUCGCCGCUGCCUAUUGCUGGGGACCUUCUACCAAACGGCACUUGGAAUGGAGUAACUGGGGAGCUGCUUGCUGGGCGGGCGGACAUUGCAGUGUUUCCAAUAGCCAGGGGCGUUGGUCCCUCCUCAGUCAUUGACCUCACUUAUACUUACGAUGAACUCGGACUACAAAUGCUCGUCAAGCAAGAGCUCACAAGUGCUGCCAGCUCGAGCCUCUUCCUGGCCCCUUUUACGACCAGCCUUUGGUUGGUCCUUGUGGCCACCGUCGUUGGAAUGCCUGUUCUCAUCCAGAUUUUUGCAAAGCUGUCUCCACUAGGAGCCUUUGAGCUCAUCAAGCUACGGAACCUGACUGCUAAAAGCCGUACGCAAGAAUUCAAAGUGGUGUGCGAGAAUGACUCCUAUUUUAUGGAUAUCCUCCAGGCUGCCACGUCUUCCAAUGUCGAAGGCCCCACGGCCAAAAGCUGGGCAGUCAGACUGCCCAUUCUGUACUUCUACUUUUUCAUGGUCGUCGUGGGUGCAGCUUACACCGCGAGCUUCGCGUCGUUUCUCACGGUCAACAACUUCUCAUCAAAAGUCAACAGCCUGGAACAGCUGGCCAGAGAUCCCACUCUCAAGUAUGUCAUCGAGGACAAUGGUGCCACCCUCGCUUACUUCCAAGACAGCAUCGACCCCAUCAUCCAACAGCUUCGACCACGCCUUCAGACUGUCCGAAGCAUCAGGGACGGCGUCGCAGCUGUCCAAUCGGGCGAGGCCUCUGCAUACAUCGCAGAGAGUCACGUUUUGCAGCACAUUGCCGGACAGCUGCCGUGCAACUUGCAAGUGGUGGGGGCCUUAUUUGGUCCCAACGGCUUAGCCCUAGGCGUUCGCCGCGGCUGGCCCUAUACACAGGCGCUCAAUGUUGCCAUGCUUCAACUCAUGCAAAACGGUGUUGGGGAUGAGCUUCGAAGGAAGUGGGUCGGAAACCAAGACAUCUGCACAUCUAGCAGCCAGGUAUCUAACCGAGCCCUCCAGUCAACAGACUUUUCUGGCCUCUGGUACACUCUUUUUUGUGCUAUUGCUAUUGGGGUCGUGAUCAUAAUCUGGGAGAACCUGAUGGUCAACGUCCUCCAAAGCUUUCCGGCUCUCCGGUCGUCCUUCCUAUCGGGCACAAACUCUUUGAAGUACCACGAGAGCGUAGGCGACUUGUUUUCCGCGGGUGAUGAAGAUCGUGCUGACUUUACAAAUAACCCUGCUUAUGAAGUCCCAGCAGGCAGCGCUAGUGACAGGAUCGCUAAGCUGUCCUCACCGACCACCUCGCAUGAAGCAGGAACCCUCAAAGACGAAAGUGUGGAUCGGAUCUUAGACCAGGGCGAGUAUGAGUCUGCCGAUGCUUGUAUGACGGAUCUAGCUGCAAUGCUUUGAUAGGUAGUUGUUGACUAGUUGGUGCACAAU
Messenger RNA from Klebsormidium nitens, 1518 nucleotides. The record is from the annotation of a GenBank genome assembly. NCBI's taxonomy places the organism in Eukaryota, Viridiplantae, Streptophyta, Klebsormidiophyceae, Klebsormidiales, Klebsormidiaceae.